Molecule: messenger RNA, 3603 nt
Organism: Epinephelus moara (kelp grouper)
Lineage: Eukaryota; Metazoa; Chordata; Actinopteri; Perciformes; Serranidae
Gene: cltrn
Product: collectrin, amino acid transport regulator
Exons: 6
Coding region: 232-888 (218 amino acids)
Source: RefSeq, a predicted model, not a curated record
UGAACAAACAGAAGCACUUUUACUGCAGUGCCCACAUUAUUGUUUGCAUGUCACACAGGGAGGACUGGUUAGCUGAGGUGUGUCCUGGUUUAACCAUUAACCUCAGACUUAAUCCAGUGAAGGUCCUCUGCUGACCUCCUCGAAUCACUAACUUCUGGGAGUUUCACUUGAGCCUCCGUAACACUUCAUUUUUUUGCCUUUUAUGGAUUUUGCGUUUUGUUCUUUGGGGAAAUGUUGGAAAAAAUCUUAGUCCUGCUCUGUUUGUCCUCUGCUUUGGCACAGGAGCUCUGUGAACCAGAUAAUUCAUUUGCCACUCAAGUGCGACUCAGCAUCAAAACCGCUCUGGGAGAUAAAGCUUACGACUGGAACGACAAUGAAAUGUACUUUUUCCGAGCGACUCUGGCUUUUGCCAUGAGGAAUCAUUUCAGCGGCCAGGAAUUUAAUGUGUCGAACAUCCUUGUAUGUAAGGAGACAGUCAGAGUGUCCUUCUGGUUCGUGGUGACGUCACCGCUGAACCCUUCAAGCCUUGUUCCUAAAGGAGACGUGGACAAGGCCAUAAGAAAGUCCAGGAACCGCAUCAACAGCGCAUUUCUUCUAACUGAUAAAACUCUGGAGUUCAUCGACAUCCCUCCCACACUGGCAGCACCAGUCAACCCUGACACUCCUCCAUGGCUCAUUGUGUUUGGGGUGGUCAUGGGCGCUGUGGGUGCUGGGAUCGUCGUUCUGCUUGUGUCGUCUCUGGUCCAAAAGAAACGCAAGAACAAGAAAAAUGACGAUGAAGACGACGAAGAAGAAGACACACGAGUGAAAACGGUGGAAAAUGGCGCUGUGAGCGAGGGUGUUUACAACAUGUCGUUCUCAGAUGACGAGCGAUUCACACAGAUGUGAAACUAUGGAAACUCUUCCACGUCAGCAAAGUUAUGAAGCUGCUCCAGGUGGACUUCUGUUGCACCGUGAUCUUCAAUCUGCAGAAUCAUUUUAAAGCUGUAAUUCAUCAGAAAUGUUUGAUUUAAAGGAGCAGUGUGUCAAAUUUAGUGGCUUCUAGUGGUGAGGACUGCAGACUGCAACCAGCUGAAACAUCCCCUUGUACCAGGCAUCAACUCCUGGUUAGGUAUUCCUUUAGUGUUCAUUGUUCAGGAGGUUGUUACCAGGAGCCGAACUAUCCGCAGAGGUCUCUUCUUCUCAAAAACAAAUGGAGCAGGUGAUUAAAACCAGUAAAAACACCAAUUAAAGCAGUUUCACUUUACAUAUCAGUGUUUCUGCGACGCCGUUUGGCUCGUCACAGACGGGCCCGUAGUGCUAAUAUGUGCUCACCUAAUUUCUCUGAUAGCUUAGGAUCCAGGGACCUGUUAAACAAAACACCUUCAGUUAAGAUUUUCCUUCAAGUCAGAGUUAAGUUUCCUCAAAAUGAAAUCUGUUGCACGUAUUUAUGGUUUCUCUCCUUGUCAUGGUCUUAUACUUAAGGAAUCCCUAGAGCGUUGCACAAAAGACCUUAGCAACCAAAAAGUUAAGGUACAUCUGACUCUAUUUUAACAAAUUGGAUCAAAUUGACUUUGUAGUUUUUAUUUUCUAUGACUGUAUUCUUCCAGAAGGUUAAUGUGGUUUUCUGGUCUUCUUUGCUUCUGCCAUUUUUACACUAACUAUAAGACAAUUUUGUGAGACGAUAACAGGCGUCACAAACAUGAGUCUAAGGAAACAAACAAUCUCCAAGGAAACUUUUACCUCUGUAAAAUCUCUUUCAAUGCAGUAAAUGAGUUAACGUAUUUCCUUCUGUGCAACUGCGUAAGUCCCUCAGCUAAGGACAAGUUAGGCCUUAAGAAGAAAACCCAAGGGGCCAUAUUCACAAAGCUUCCUAGUACUAAGCGUUGCUCCUACUGAAAAGAAAAUUCUUAGAAUUAUGACGUUCUCUAAGGAUUUCCCCUUAAAGUUAAGACUAGGUCGUUAUAAAGAUAAAAGUGAUUCACGGAGCAUCCCAGACCUUAAAAGAGCUCCUAAGGUGAAAAACUGUUAGGAGCAGGGAAGAGGACUUUUAAGAGUCUUAAGAGUUUCUUAAUCAGAGGAGAAAAUGGUGGAAACACAAAGAGGUCCGAGAGAUAUUCUCCAAACUCUGGAUGACGGUGUGCAAAUGAAAUGCUACAGAUUAGAUCGUGCAGGUGUUAUGUUAGUGGUCGAUCUCAUUAAGGACACGCACACAUCUCCCACCUAACGUCAUAACACAAGAAAUAAAAUGACCAACACUAAGCCUUCCAUCAGCAGAGUGAUCACAUGAACAAUGGCAGCACUGUCACAGUCAGCAGUUCAUUUCAUCUCCACUGGGUGUCCACACCUUACAGGCUCACAAAGGGGUGUGUCUGUGACAACCAAUCACAUCUGUUAAAAGAAUGCAGCAUACCAAGCAACAGGGUCAACCACACCUCCUCACUAAGGUAAAAGUUUCUGUCACUUCUUUGCUCAGAGUUGCUGUGAGAACUUUCCUAAAUCACUCCUACGCUAAGACCCCUUACUAUUUUUUUAGGCUAAGUUAAGAGCUCUCUGAGUGUUCUCAGGAUGUCUGUGAAUACAGCCUGAUGUGUUUUGUGCAACCGGUCCCAGACGUUCAGGAGGAUUUUAACGUGAGCUGAAUUUUCUACUCUCCAAGACAAACAUCCUGUGAUUGAAACCUGUCAACACACUGAAAAAGGUUGUUUUAUGAUUGAAAUCAGUGUUUUUCAAACACUGCUUAUCAUGAUUGCAGAGGGGCUGCUAACUAAGGUGGCCAAAUCAAAAACACAAAUGUCCCUACCUGUUGCCAGUGCUUAGUUUGUCCCUUCUGAGCUGCUGUAGAAACAUAGCAGUGCAACAUGGCAGACUCCGUGGGCGAAGACCUGCUCCCUAUGUAGAUAUAAAGGCUCAUUCAAAGAUAACAAAAACACAGCAGUUCUUAUUUUCAGGUGAUUAUACACUAAAGAAAACACACUCAUUAUAUUACAUUACAUUUCCAAUAUAUCCCUCUAAAUCCUACACACUUUAAAUGAUUUAAUACAUUUUCAUGAUUCUUUUCUGUUGGUGAAGUCGUUCUCUAAACAUCUUUAUAAUCUCAUUACCUGCUGCCUUAAAAAGAAACAAGCACUCACAGUUUUUAAUGCUUUUCAUUUUCUAAAUAAAUGUUUGAAUCUUCUCUGUUUAGGGAUGAUAAACUGUAGAUGUCUGUGAGAAGGCGUGUGUGUGUGGAUGUUUGGACAAAGCCUUAAUCUGUUGACUGUACUAACCACUUACUCUACUGUAUAUUUAAACACAUGGUUCUUAUUCAGCAAACAGAAAGAGAUGGAAACCAGCAAGAAACUGGUCCAAUGUAAGACAAAGGCUCAUUCUGUGUGUAUCUAGAACUGGGAUUUAAGUCAAAAUAAUAAAUCUUGAUAUGUGUAAGCCCUGUCAUGAUACGGAGUAUGCAUAAAUGUAGAUGUAUCUAUCCAAGAGUGUAGGAUUUGAACAUUGGGGUUGACACAUGAAACAGUAGGUUUGGGGGAGUCAGACACUUUUCCUCCAUGCUCCAAUUUGUGCCUUUUUCUGCAUGAAUUUAUGAUGUACAUGUCUAAAUUCUGUCAAAAUAAAAGCCCUCUGCUA